CAAGUUAGUAUAUAGUUAGUAUAUAUUUUAAUGUCAUUGUUUGUUCAUGAGCAGGGAUACACAAGAGUAAAGUGAUAUAGAUAAUGGUGUACUGCUUGGUGCUGAUGUGAUUGUAAACUAGUGUUGAUUCAAAUAGUUUGUCCUCUUGUUGACCGCCUUUACUUGGAAGCAGUGCAAUCUAUGAUGUAAUAUAAUUAAAUAUGAUAGUGUUAUCAAGUGCAGCCCUCUGUGGGGUGACUUCAAUGCCCCGUGAAAACACUCAAGGAAUUCCAUAAGGCGUCUCCGUCUGGGAUUGGUUGCAGACAUAAACCAAUAGGCACGUGGAGAACUGCAUUUUCCGAGAACUCACCGCAGGCAUACGUUGAAUGUGCGAUAAAUAAAACGACGCACCAACAUGUGGUGAUUACGGAGAAAAAAACUUUUCCUUUCCUUUCUAUGUGCUUCCUUGCAUCCUUGCCUGGUCUGCCGUGACGGUGCAAAGUGAAGAUCAACAAGAGCUCAAGUAUCACUGCCUCUGUUGUGUGUGUGCGUCUGAGUGUGUCUCCCAUACUGGUAAACAUGAGACUCACAUAACAGGUGGGCUCAACUUGUCACGCUACAUGGGGGUCAUGUAGAAAAAGGUGGCUAUAAAUUCAGACGAUCUGGCGACGAAACAAACAGUGAGAAGACAGCAAGAGAUGUGGACAGUCGAGGAAUCACCUCAAGGAUUGCUUCUAUACUUUGCUGCACAGGGAUUAAUAUAACUUUUGUGGAUUAAUUGAGGUGCAAAAAUGGUUGGCAUGAAACCCAAAGACGUGGUGCCCUCUGCGACUGUGAAGUUCUUUGGUGCUGGCACUGCCGCCUGCAUUGCUGAUCUGGUCACCUUUCCCUUAGAUACGGCCAAAGUGCGCCUCCAGGUUCAGGGAGAGAGUCAGAAAGCGGAGGGUGCCAAUGUAAGGAAAUACCGUGGAGUUUUUGGCACCAUCAGCACGAUGGUGCGCACAGAGGGGGCCAGGAGUCUUUACAAUGGACUGGUGGCGGGACUGCAGAGGCAGAUGAGCUUCGCCUCUGUGCGGAUCGGCCUUUACGACUCCAUGAAGCAAUUCUACACUCGGGGCACAGAAAGUUCUGGGAUUGUUAUCCGGCUCAUGGCGGGAUGCACCACCGGCGCCAUGGCUGUGGCUUUUGCACAACCGACGGACGUGGUGAAAGUGCGUUUUCAAGCUCAGGCUCGCUUGUCUGAUGGUGGGAGGAGAUACAACGGCACCCUGGAUGCCUACAAGACCAUAGCCAGAGACGAGGGGGUACGAGGGCUUUGGAAAGGCUGCAUGCCCAAUAUCACGCGGAACGCCAUUGUUAACUGUGCGGAGCUGGUGACAUAUGACAUCAUUAAGGAGGUCAUCCUGAAGUAUAACUUGAUGACAGACAACCUGCCGUGUCAUUUCACAGCUGCCUUUGGUGCAGGCUUCUGUACCACGGUGGUGGCGUCGCCUGUGGAUGUCAUUAAAACGCGCUUCAUGAAUUCAGGCGCCAAUCAGUACAGCAGCGCCUUCAACUGUGCUGUCAGCAUGCUGAAGAACGAAGGAGCCACCGCCUUCUACAAAGGGUUUAUGCCUUCCUUCCUGCGACUGGGCUCCUGGAACAUCGUCAUGUUUGUGACAUAUGAACAAAUCAAACGAGGCAUGACCAAGUACUGGGAGUCGCCCUUUUGACCAAAACAACCACAGAUGUCAUGUGAUCUUUCCGCCACGGUGCACAGUAGUGGAUGGUGGUUAAUGACAGCAGUAACAACAAGCCCCAAAGAGUACUUCAAAUGCUUUCCCUGUGGACAAAGCUCAGGUAGAAAAUAAGACAUGCUCCUUGUCCAAAACCAGAAGUGGAAGUUCUCCGGUUAAUUCCUACAUGGAUGCCAUACCUCUUUGGAUUUUAUUAAUGCGGUUGCACAUGUGGUUGCAGGUGAAGGGUACCAAAAUAUGAGGAUCAAAAUUGUGUUAGAUUUUUAUGUUUACAAGAAUAAACUGCAAAGAUCCUGUGAAAAUGUUGCUAUAAUGUAUUAAAUGUGUCACUGAAGGUAUGAGCCAUAUGACAACAUAGAUGCUUUUUAUGUGCUAGUUUUGUUGGGAGUUUACAGUGUUUGCUCACAAGCCAUUAAUAAUGUUCUUAAAUGUCAUGAUUUGUUGCUGGUCGAUAAGUUAUAAAUGUUAGAAAAGUGUCAUAACAAGCAAAUGUUAGAAAAGUGUCAUAACAAGCAAAUAAACACAUUUUAUAAAUA
Messenger RNA from Doryrhamphus excisus (bluestripe pipefish), 2251 nucleotides. RefSeq names its product dicarboxylate carrier UCP2-like. The record is from RefSeq and is a predicted model, not a curated record. NCBI's taxonomy places the organism in Eukaryota, Metazoa, Chordata, Actinopteri, Syngnathiformes, Syngnathidae. Gene Ontology annotation, biological process: transmembrane transport.